Molecule: messenger RNA, 2027 nt
Organism: Aricia agestis (brown argus)
Lineage: Eukaryota; Metazoa; Arthropoda; Insecta; Lepidoptera; Lycaenidae
Gene: Vdup1
Product: arrestin domain-containing protein 4
Exons: 6
Coding region: 381-1367 (328 amino acids)
Biological process (GO): protein transport
Cellular component (GO): cytoplasm
Source: RefSeq, a predicted model, not a curated record
UUUGCGUUUCAAAUUAUAAAUUAUAUAAAAAUGUGUUGUAAUUUGUGAAGUUUCGAAUUUAUCUCAUAAUCUUUUAUCCCUCAUACUACAUUUCAAUUAUUGCUCAAUGUGAUUUACAGCCUACGGACUGCUACGGACGGUCGAGGAAUUUCAAUGAUUAUAGGCGUGUUGUAAUGUCGCAAUCGUUCAUGUAAUGUUCUCACGAUAUUAAAUAAGGUUUAUUACUUACAUAGUUCACGCAAUAUUUAUAUAACCGCAUAAAUUCUUCUAUUACUAAAUACUCGAUCAAUGAAUUAUUCUGCCUAGUGUUUUGUUUACAAAUAAAUUAAUAUUGAUUAAAAAAGUUUUUACUAUAAAAGUUUGAUAUAUUCUUAUUCACGAUGCCGAGGAAAUUGUUAAAGUUUCUCAUAGUGUUUGACAACACGUCUCUCCUCUAUUUUCCUGGCCAAUUCUUAUCAGGAAAAGUGUUGAUGGAACUGCAGGAUGAUACUCCAGUGCUUGGUCUCCAUUUUCAUGUGAUCGGUGAAGGAGUAGUGAGGGUUGGAUCUGGUCGUCAUGAGAGACUCUUCGACAAGGAGAACUAUAUUGACUUCAGAAUGCGACUGCUGGGUGAACCAGGUCAUGGAGCAUCAAUCCUAUCUCCUGGCAUCCACAGUUUCCCUUUCAAGCUCGGUCUGCCUCUGGGUCUGCCAUCCACGUUCCUCGGUACACACGGCUGGGUCCAGUAUUACUGUAAGGCAGCACUUAGAGAGCCCAACGGAUUAACACACAAAAACCAGCAGGUUUUUAUUGUCAUGAACCCCAUUGAUCUCAACUUGGAGCCUCCAGUGUUAAGUCAAGAGUUCUCCCUAAGCGUGGAACAUAAACUGGGCGUGGGGUGUGUGGGGGGCGGGGCCGUGUCGUGCACGGUCAGCAUCGACCGCGGCGCGUACGUGCCCGGACAGAGCGUCGUGCUGUCCGCCCACGUCGUGAACAACUCGCGCACCGCCAUCAAGUGUACGAGGGCUUCGCUCACUGAGACGAUCCAGUACGUGGCGAGUGGGCGCGUGGCGGCGCGCGAGGUGCGGUCGUUGUCUGCUCGAGCUCGGGGGCGAAUCCGUGCAGGCGGGGAGGAGCGCUGGGACCGCGAGCUGCUGUACGUGCCGCCGCUGCCGCCCACCAACCUGCGCGGCUGCCAUCUCAUCUCCGUGCAGUAUGACGUGCUGUUUAUAAUCGAACCGAAGAGUCUGGAGAAGCCAGUGAAACUGCAGCUACCAAUCCUGCUGGGUACAUACCCGUUUGGGGACGCGCCGGACGAGGCACCCACACACUACCCCAGCACGCUGCCCAUCUUCAGACCGUGGUUACACGAGAAACAGAACCAGUAAGAAACUACCUGCAGGGGUCGCAGGGUCACCAUAGAAACGGUUUCUUUCUACGGAAGAAUAGACACAGUGACAGGUAGACAAUGGAAAUCUGCCAUUUAGUCGAUAAAAUAUUAUCAGUAUGUUGAUUCUUUCCCAUGUCUACUGUUGUUAUGCUAGCCCUGCUGAUGUUGAGAGAUGUAAGUUAAAACAGUGUCAGUAAUGGCAUUAUAUGAUUAUAAUUUAUAACUUAAAGUAAAUAUUUAAAAAAACGCUAAAAAUAUAGGCUCAUAAAAUUAACCCAGUUUAAAUCCCCUAUUUUAGCGUGGUGAUACUAAAGACAGCGCUGUAAAUACGAGUUUUUAAAUUACUGCCAUGUGCUAGAUAUUCAUGCUUAUGAGCCGAAAUAGGCGGCAAAAACAUUCCAAAUUUCAAAUAAAAUCCGCCGAUUUCAGCGUUGUGGUGACUCGCACUUCUGUGUUUUGGCCUUAGUUCGAAAUUAUAUUUUUAUCGCUGCUUUUACUAACACCAAUCUAAAAAAGGUUUCAUAAAAACUGCACGGGCCGAACGGCGCGAAAGGACGCCGAUAUCGUUUACUUGUUUCUUGAUUGAUUUUAUCAAGAAAUUAUGUCUGUAAAAUAUUAUUUUAGAUAAACAAAAAGUUUUAACACUUUUAUAAAAAAU